CUCGGCGGCGGGGUGAGAGGUCGGUGGCCAUCUUGUGGCGGCGGCGGCGGCGGCGGCGGCGCGGCGGCGCGGCGGGCGGGCGGCUGUUACUGCGGAGACCCGUCGGCGCUCGGACCGGCCGCCCGGGGCCCUGCGGCGCCCGCCCGCGCCGCCACCAUGUCCUCCUUCUCCGAGUCGGCGCUGGAGAAGAAGCUCUCGGAGCUGAGCAACUCGCAGCAGAGCGUGCAGACGCUGUCCCUGUGGCUCAUCCACCACCGCAAGCACGCGGGGCCCAUCGUCUCCGUGUGGCACCGCGAGCUCCGCAAAGCCAAAUCAAAUAGAAAGCUUACUUUUCUGUACUUAGCGAAUGAUGUCAUCCAAAACAGUAAAAGGAAAGGACCUGAAUUCACUAGAGAAUUUGAGUCAGUCCUUGUGGAUGCUUUUUCUCAUGUUGCCAGAGAGGCAGAUGAAGGCUGUAAAAAACCUUUAGAAAGAUUGCUGAACAUCUGGCAAGAAAGAAGCGUGUAUGGCGGCGAGUUCAUACAGCAGCUGAAGUUGUCUAUGGAGGACUCCAAGAGCCCUCCCCCCAAAGCGACAGAGGAGAAGAAAUCUCUGAAGCGAACAUUUCAGCAUAUACAAGAGGAAGAGGAUGAUGACUACCCUGGGAGCUACUCUCCCCAGGACCCUUCUGCUGGACCCCUCCUGACCGAGGAGCUCAUCAAAGCUCUGCAGGACCUGGAAAAUGCUGCUUCGGGGGAUGCCACGGUCCGACAGAAGAUCGCAUCCCUGCCCCAGGAAGUGCAGGACGUGUCUCUGUUGGAGAAGAUCACAGACAAAGAGGCAGCUGAACGUCUUUCAAAAACAGUCGAUGAAGCGUGUCUGUUACUCGCAGAGUAUAACGGGCGCCUGGCUGCCGAGCUGGAGGACCGGCGCCAGCUGGCGCGGAUGCUGGUGGAAUACACCCAGAGCCAGAAGGAUGUCUUGUCGGAGAAGGAGAAAAAGCUGGAAGAAUAUAAACAGAAGCUCGCUCGGGUUACCCAGGUCCGCAAGGAGCUCAAGUCCCACAUCCAGAGCUUGCCGGACCUCUCGCUGCUACCCAACGUCACGGGGGGCCUGGCCCCACUGCCUUCUGCCGGGGACCUGUUCUCCACUGACUAGGACAGGUGUCGGGCCCCAGGUCCCCAUCUGAACCAGCGGAAAGAAGAGGGCAAGUCGUGGCUGGAAAUUCCCUAGUGGCCCGUCCCCCGCCCCCAGAAUCACAGACUCUGAUUCUCCUCUCCAGCCUCCUGUUGAGCACAGUUCCGACCCGUGGCGAGUCGAGCCCGGUCUGGAGUCACGCUCGGAAAGGUUCUGAGUGCCGCCCGCUCCGUGUUCUCCUGCCCCUGUCGCUUCUUCCAUUCUCUGCUCCCUUUACACCCAAGAAGUUACAGAAAUCAUGUGUACUUUGGAAGUCUUCGGAAGACUCCUGGCCCUGAGGCAGCGUGUCUCGAAAGCAGCUUCUCCCUUCUGAACUGGGCUUGCUCGAGCUCGGCUAGGUGUCCGCCCGGGGGCUCGUCCUGGAGUCCCCGACUUCUGGUGGCCAUCCACCCAAAAGGUGGGAGGCGCAACUGUCAGGCAGCUCUGCCAGAAAGAAUUUGCCAAAUCUCUCGUCCUCCCUUCCCGUUAGAGCAGCGCCCAGUCAAAGGUCAGGCCCCUUGGUUGUAGAAACAGACGAGUAUCUAGCAAGAAGCUGUGCGGGGGACAUCAAGUCGUAGUUCAGAGUGACAGGGAUCGCAGGCCUCGGCAAGUCGGUAAAUGGUUUGCUUCGACUUCCUCCAGAUCACCUUCCCAGAGGCGAUCAGGGUCCCUGCCCCGACACAGGGCGGGUUCCAGCCUGCAAAGGUGGUCAUUGGAAAGGCGGUGGUGGGCCCCCACGCAUGAGGAGGUCUGGGCCUCUCUGCGAAAGUAGGACACACCAGCACCCCGUCUGCUGCCUGCUCUAUGGCCGCAGUUCAGAGACUGGACGUGAGAUGUAGGCAGCAGGCCGCGCAUGCGUAGCAGAUGGUGCAUCAGGGGCUGGGGCUAGUGUCCGUGUAGGGUUUUGAUUCCAUUAUCAUGCCACCUGACAUCCCGACUGUGUGAUGUAGUGAGAAAAGAUUUUUACCUUGUUUUUAGUGAAGGCCCCACCUGCUCUUUUUGGGGGAACACAUUGUGAGGGGGCGGGGGCGUUUUUGACAUGGAAAAGGGUAGGAAGUGAUUCGCCUCAGUGCUUUAACAGGAAUCACAGUCCAGAGGCUGGAAUUCAAACUGGAGAAAGAGGGGCAUUCAGUGGAAGGGGCUUCAGAAUCUAAAUCUGUCACGUGUUUGGGGUUUUGUUUGUUUUAUUUUUUGUUUGUUUGUUUUGACUCAAUUUUCAAGAUUACCAAAAAGCCAAUGACAUGUACUUUUACAUCAUAAGAUAACAACCUGCUUUUAAUAAUAGAUCUGGCUUCCCUCUGAGGAGCUCUCCUGGCUCCGUGAGCAGAGGGCGAACAGCCGCAUCAGAUGGGCAGUGUCGCUGUAGAACGUGUCGCGCUGGCGGGUCCGAGCAGACGCUGUUGCCUGCCGGUGGUCCUGUCCUCCUUCAGUUAACCAGUCUGUAUCUGAAGCUUUUCUCCCAGAGGCCACCGGCAGUGGGUGACCUAACAAAGUGCGAGAUUGAUGCCAAUGGCUGCUGUUUCUGCGCAUCACCCCUCCCUGGGUCUCAGGAGUCCCCUCGGGGACUGGCUGCCUCCUCCGGGGAGGUGGGUCGCUGCCGAGCAGCCAGGGUGGGCCAGGCCGAGCGGCUCAUCGCAGACGUCACGACAGCAGAGCGUGUGCCCCAGCUCCAUUGCAUCUGAUGGAGUCCGACCAGCAACUGCUGCAGAAUUAUUACUGCAGGAACAGGAAACAUGGAAUCUGUAGCGAUUAUGUAGAUGAAAUGUGUUGGCCCUCAGCACCUGUUACUAGUACACUUCCUGUGAGGGAGUCUGCUUUGUUUUUAGUUUUUUAAUGAAAUGCUUUUGUUCUUCGAAUCUUACUUCUUCCCACCUCUUCUUUACAUGUGCUUAUUUCAUCUGUUUAAUUUAAUCGAUCCUUUCUCCUUGUAUGUAUGAGGUGAGUGGGUGGGGGUUGGGCAGUUCUGUGUUUUUUUUGGGGGGGAGGGUGUUUGUUUGGUUCUUUCCUUCUUAGAGCAUCCCUAGACCUCAAAGGGCCUUUCCUCUAGGGCAUAUUCCUCAGAAAGUCUUCAAUCUUCUUUUGUUUUUGUUUUUUGGGUUCCUCCCCCCACCCCCUUAAAGAAUAUUUUUAAAGCUUAAAUUUGUAUAUUAAUUUAGGACUUUAUUUAGAAGUAUAGGCUGUCAUUGGUGACAGCAGUAUAUUCUGAAAUGUCUCAUAGAUAUCUAUUUUUGAAUAAAGAUGGUGUUGUUGAAUGA
Molecule: messenger RNA, 3410 nt
Organism: Sorex fumeus (smoky shrew)
Lineage: Eukaryota; Metazoa; Chordata; Mammalia; Eulipotyphla; Soricidae
Gene: RPRD1B
Product: regulation of nuclear pre-mRNA domain containing 1B
Exons: 7
Coding region: 157-1137 (326 amino acids)
Biological process (GO): mRNA 3'-end processing
Cellular component (GO): RNA polymerase II, holoenzyme
Molecular function (GO): RNA polymerase II C-terminal domain binding
Source: RefSeq, a predicted model, not a curated record